UGGCCAACUUACAUCUCGAGAACAAAACAACUCAUUUGUUCAAAACAACCGAGUCAACAAUAAUUGUAACACGCACGACAACAUUUUAUCAGUUAUAGUUGUUUCUCUCUUCCUCAGUCUUGCAAGAACUACAACUCGCAUCAUUUUUAUCUUCCGAGGACGAGGAAAAGCAAGGUUAUUUCGUACUGAGUUGAUAACCUGCCAGAAACAUCACUAAGGAACAAACAUGAAGGCCGCUUUGCAGCGGUUCUCGCGUCCCACCGCAGGGGCAACAUUACAGCGAUUACUAGCGCGUCCAGCAGCACCAGCAGUAUUAAGGGUUGGACGUUGACCUCUCUGUAAGCAUACCUAUGAUCUUGUUAACGAUGGAUUGGUUGUAGGACAUUAUAACAUUAACAAGAUUAAGUUGUAACCUCUUCAUUAACAGGUUGCAAGGGACGUUGACCUGCUCUCUGUAAGCAUUUCAAGUGGUAAAUAAGGCAUAGAUAUGCGACCUAGAUCGGUCAACUUGCAACCCCUAACAGUGGGAACUUUACAACGGCGUUUUGCCGGAUCCUAUUCUCAAGCAGUGACUGGAAAGGAGCUUGAGAAAGGCGCCGACGAUUGGGUCAUCGAAGAAACAAAUUUUAAUUUUGGUAAUAUCUUCAUGUUGUUAAUAGAAGUCUGGCAAAUGCAAUGGACUUGGUCUUGUUAGCGAUGCAAAGCUUGUACUUGUUCCAGUAUCAACAGAACAAUCAAGAACAUCUUAAUCUUAAGGUCGCGCCGCUCCCCGUCGUUUCAAGGAAACCGAAGAUUUAGCCAGGCGAACAAAGAGGAUUAUCGAGACUAGUGAGUGCUUCAUGCACACGAGACUUAAGGCUUGUGUUCCGAGUAUAAAUGAUCCAUCUUGAGAGCAGAAGUCAUGAUCUUGUAAAAGCUCCUAUCUUAUAGGAAGAAAGUCUUCCUAGAAGAGCGGCUUUUCACCAUCUUUAGAUAGUUAUACCAUAGAGAUGGAUUAGGAUGAGCCCUAAGAGACUGCGUGAUGGAACAGUUGUUCCGACGUGUGCUAUCGAUCUGCUGAUGCUUUCGGAGAAGCCGUAUAUUUCGACUUUUGUUCUCUAUUGAGGGUCCUUGUUCUUGAACAAUUUUUAUCGCGAUCCGAUCUCGUAACGACGAUUGUCUGAUUAUAGGCGGAUGAUGUUGACUAUGUUACAGAGUCUUUAAUCGUUGCUAGAUUUUUGACAUCGUGUGUCCACAUUUUUUUCCUUUGAAAACUACAGGUUUGUGCUCCACGCGUUUCACGAGGCACCGCUUUUCAAAUUCACGUGGGAUGAGAUCUAUGACGACGCUUUGGAGGAAGAAGAAGCACCGAUUUUCUUUCCAUAAGGAGUUCCUGUCACCACAAUUAAAUACCAUCUUGAUCAUGCCAAAAGCCCCUCCUACGUAUUGGUAUUCUUUCAAAGUCACAAACACAAAUUUCUGACUAUGAGAAACCAGUCCACACUAGAAGUAAAAUCCAUGUUAGGAGGCUGGAUUCUUCAAUCUUUUCAGGCUCUGAUGUAGUAGGGCGAAUGAACGUAUCUAAUAUACCCCCAUCAUUCGCGAUCGUGUGUGUGGUGCCGAUCUAUGAUGUCGAAAUCAACAUGCCUUCUUGAUUAUGAUAAUUCCUCUCCGUCUCCGACGCCAUAUAAUCCUGGUCUAAUUUCAGGAAAGAGCUCUACAACUACUUCUUCAAAAGCAAGGAGCUCCUCACAGAGAAUAACAAGGUCGUCAAUAAGUCCUAGUCCAAGAGCAAGAUCCUUCCCAAUAGUGCUCACUGCCUC
Molecule: messenger RNA, 1802 nt
Organism: Amoebophrya sp. A25
Lineage: Eukaryota; Dinophyceae; Syndiniales; Amoebophryaceae
Source: the annotation of a GenBank genome assembly